This is a messenger RNA of Panicum virgatum (switchgrass), 679 nucleotides long. RefSeq lists its product as uncharacterized. NCBI's taxonomy places the organism in Eukaryota, Viridiplantae, Streptophyta, Magnoliopsida, Poales, Poaceae. The coding region runs from base 29 to 436 and encodes 135 amino acids. The transcript is spliced from 3 exons. The record is from RefSeq and is a predicted model, not a curated record.
AAUCACAAAUGCAAGAAUAUUUACAGCUAUGGCUUCCAUUCCUUCAAGCAAGGCACAUGAACAGGAGGUUGAGAUCGAAGUGGUCAAAGAAACUUCAACUUCUCAAGGACUGGCCCAUGAUUUGUCUAUGCCAAUGGAAGCACGUGCACUUGAUCAGACUGACCCCAGACAAAGCCAGGCGGCACUUGUGACCCCAGUACUGGGUCAGGUUAGAAAGAAGAUACCAACAAAGUCUGCAUCUUCAGUGCCUCCUGCAACCACUUUAGUAGCUACAAGUGACAUUUCCCAUAUCCAAACUCAAUUUCAGUACGACAAGAACUUGAGGACUGAACUCUAUAACAUCUGCAAUCAAAAUGCAGAAAGUCUAUUGCAGCGUAUUGAGGCUUACAUAAGCCAAAGUCAGGUUUAUAAAGAUGUUUCCAGAUUAAAGGAGUAAGGGUUCUUGUUACCUUCCUGAUUAUUUGCUUAAUGUUGGUAAUCUUUCCUUACUAAUCUAAACCACAGAGAGUUGGAAAACUCAAGAUCAGAUAAAAUUGAAGCUUUUGGGAGGGUCAGAAUUCUCGAAGAGAGACUUGAAGAGCAGACCGAUAGACUGCAGAGUGAGUCCAAGCGGUCUCAAGAGAUUUUGGCUUCUCAGAGAGAACUAUUCCGAGAACAUGAAGCCCUCAAAUCCAUGAAC